AUGUCUGAAGGUUUGAAACAAAGCUCGUCAAAUCAAGUCGCAAGCGGUAAGAUUAAUCCUGUUGGAAAACGAGUCUUUGAUAGAGAAAAUGGCCAAAAGAACGUCCAUAGAGUCCUUGGUGGUGGCGAAGUGGCAUAUGCAUUACCUUUGAUGCUUGCUCUAACUGUAUUAUUUGUCUGGUCAAGAGAUGCCAAAUUUAUCGAGGCAGUCUUUAUCCCAGAAGAGUCUGUAUUGAAGUUGGCAUCUUCUUUGAGGAACAAGAUCAACGGUGCAUUUGCUACUUUGAGUUACAUUGCAUCAGGAAGGAAUGUGAAGAAGUUUUCCUUUGUGAUAUUUGGCUUGUACAUCUUAUCAAUUUUGGGUAGUUACUAUCAUUUAUUGACACUUUUUAUAUAUAGCUACACCGCUGAUCUUCACCGUGCCUCUCCUUCAUGA
Messenger RNA from Fraxinus pennsylvanica, 435 nucleotides. The record is from the annotation of a GenBank genome assembly. NCBI's taxonomy places the organism in Eukaryota, Viridiplantae, Streptophyta, Magnoliopsida, Lamiales, Oleaceae.